Molecule: messenger RNA, 4213 nt
Organism: Drosophila subobscura
Lineage: Eukaryota; Metazoa; Arthropoda; Insecta; Diptera; Drosophilidae
Gene: Pcl
Product: polycomb protein Pcl
Exons: 5
Coding region: 221-3373 (1050 amino acids)
Source: RefSeq, a predicted model, not a curated record
GGCGUUUGCCAACACAGUGUGCAUAUGUUGGAAAUGGAAAAAACUUUUAAUUGCCGCAAGUGAUUGUUUUAGUUGAUUUUUGAUGGUAUUAAUGCACAACUAUACUUAAAACCUGCAACUAAAUGUAUUUCAAUGCAUUGCUAAUUUAAUCCAUGUGUUGAGACACACUAAAAGAAAAGACUGCGCACAAUAAUCCGCACAUAAAACUCACACAACAACAAUGAUGAACAACCAUUUUCACAUGCAACAUGAGCACACACCACAAAAUGUUGCCCAACCGUACUUGCAGCAGCAGCAGCAGCCCCCACUCUCAGGACCAGCGCCAGUUCCCACUCCAGCUCCUACCUACAGCUACUUGCCGCAGCAGCAGAAUGUACAGGAGCCCCAAUGGAUGACCUACCAAAUCAUGCCACCCACUCAGGGCAUCGCCACUGGCGGCGACCAUGCCAAUGGACCGAAGCGAUAUUAUGCAACCACAGCGCAGCCAGCGCAUCCCAGAACCAUACAGAUAAACAACAGCUAUGGCCAGCAGAAUCCUUCGACUAAGCAGCAGGCUGCCAGCUCGUCCACUUCCGCUUCCAACCCGUUUAAGACCAACAACAUACGCAUUAUAUCGACAACCCCCAGUGUGUACAGUCUUAAUAAAUCAUCGCCGGAACAGCGGCAGUUGUAUGCUCCCGUUCAAUCCUACUACAUGCCACAACGCCAGGCCGGAGCACUGCCGCCUCGCCAGCUGAGCCAAGUGGUGGCAGACAAACAGCAUACUUUGCCGCCACGGGAACCCGGGACCCUUCCCGCUUCCCACAACCAGCCGCCCACAGUGGUCUUGGACCGCAUCAAUAUAUGCAUCAACAAUCUGUACUCAGACGCCGCCAGCACCAACCUCACCACAUCCCUCGGCACUGCCCAGCAGCCUUCACCCAUCAUCCCAGCUAUCCAGCACAAGGCACAGGCCAUCCUGCCGCUCAUUGACAGCAGCACUGCCGACAGCAGUAGCAGUAGCAGCAGUUCGGUAUCCAGCAGCAGCUACGGCGGAGGCACGACAACCUCUGCCGCUGUAAUAGUCAUAGAUGAACCGGACUCCACCACAACGACACCUCAGACGCCGCCAACCACACCGGAGACAAUGAGUUCACCGGGAAAGUCUUCGCCCUCGCCCCCACCACCACCUACACCUCCACCACCAUCCCAACCGACGCUGAUUAAAGUGUCGAGCCAAAAGAAGCCGAGCUUCAAGAGCAUCGACUCAGCGCCACCGACACCACCAACGCCACCGCCCCCCGCUAUUAGCUACGCCCUACAGGAGGAUGUCUUCGUUAAGUGCGACGAUGGAAGACUGUAUUUGGGAACCAUCGUGGGGGAAUCACCCGAUCAGUUUCUAAUCCGAUUCGAUGAUCAAUCGGAACAGUGGCACGAGUCGGAUAAGCUUCGCAAGCUGGGCGGCGGCGGAACUGCAGGCGGCAGUGGAAAAACUGGCAACAGCUCGGAGUCCUCUAAUGCCGCCGUUAGCGGGCCCAUGUGUGUGGCCUGCAAGCGCUUGAAUCUACAAGAUAUCGUUGAGAUAUGCGAACGCUGCGGCCGUGGCUACCAUCGUGGCUGUACCACCGAAAUAGCCCAUGGCAGUGGAAUUUGGAGUUGCAAGCGAUGCGUGAAGCCCAUGAAAAUGCAACAGCCAUUGAAUUAUGAAACAACGAAGAAGCCCCCAGGGAUUUGCCGCCAGUUGCCCUAUCAUGCGGAUAAACUCAGCUGGGAUGAGAAGCAUCGGGUGAACGAAGAGCAAAUCUACUGCUACUGCGGCAAGCCGGGAAAAUUCGAUCACAAUAUGCUGCAGUGCUGCAAAUGCCAGAACUGGUUCCACACUCAGUGUAUGCAGAACUUUAAAGAAAAGCUGCUGCGGGGCGACACAUUUUUUGUAUUCUGCUGUACAGUGUGCAACGAUGGCGUGGAAUAUGUGCGGCGACUGCAAAUCGACUGGGUGGAUAUACUCCACAUUGCGCUUUACAAUCUGCGCAAGCAUCAGCAUCAAAAGUAUCAUCAUUUGCUUAAGGACAUCUGGCCAUUUGUGCUCGAACAGCGCCACAAGCUGCCCAUAUCCGAGCAGUGGAAGACACUGCCAGAGACGGCGCUUAUGGAGCGCAUUAAACAAACGUUGAAAGAUCGCACAGAGAGAUUUGUGUGCGGCCGCGAGUUUAAGCGGGCUCCAAACUUUUUUGCCCUCAGGCACAGUGGGCCACCCGUGACCCCGAAAGUUUGGCUGCAACCUCAUGAGGAGGUGUGUGAUGAGGUGCUGGUCAACAAGUUCAACAUAUUGCUAAUGACCAGGGAAGAGAGUGGUUCCAAAGAUGUGUACGAGUUCCGUACGGAUGAGGACGAAGAGGGGACCAACACCAGCGAGGAUGAGAUACCCAUAAAGCAGAUCAUUGAGAAAGCCAAAAAGAAAGCAAACAAAAUGCCUGCAGUGCCGGAGCUGCAGCAGGACCACCGCGUCACAGUGGACACAAUUGACCUAGCCGAUGAUAAUGCCAAUGAUGGUGACCAUGGCAAGUUGCCAGCGCCUAUUCCACCGCAGCCAAAUGCCAAGAGCAGCCGAAAACGCAAGGCCUUCCACUUGUCUAGGCGCUACGACAACAGCCGCAACCACUGUGAUCUUUCGUCCGAUGAAAAUUCAAGCAGCAGUCGGGGCACCAGCUCCCUGGACCUCAUUAUACCGCCGCCAGUAAAUUUUCUGGGUCGCAACAAUCCUUUUCUUAUGGCCACACCCAAGAAAUCGACGCAAGUAAAAAAAGGCCUGUCAUUCGGGCUGGGAACGGGCGUUGGCGUCGCGGGCGUCAUCAACAGCAUUUUCAAGUUAAAGGGAGGCGGAAUGGAUCAACCGCGCGUCGUGCGCACCAUAAAGCGAAGACUGAGUGCCAAAGAUAUAACCAUAGGCCCCAACCAGGAGGUGCGCAAACGUCGGAAUCGUCGCAUGACCACAGCCGUCGAGAUUAUCAAUACCACGACCAUCAAUCCUCUUUCCAGCCCAUACUUUCCCUUAUAUGCCAAAGAUUUGCUGCCGCCAGCGCCGCCGCCAGAUAAGCCCACGCAUGGCCGACUGCUGCGCCAGCGGCCCCAAAAAUCCGCUCGCAGCUCUCCCAACCAAAGUCGCAGGAAUUCCAUCAGCUCGACAGCAACCAGUGGGAGCAGCAGUGCUGGCAACGGACAUUCGAUACUGGAUCUAAAGCAGUCUGUGAACAAAUACUUUGGAGGCGCCAUGAAUCGGAUUGACGCCGGAGAAUCGUUUGCCAUUCGUGCCAAGCGCCGCAUGGGAAAUGGUCAGGUUCAGUACCUUGUGGAAUGGGGUGGCGAUGCAGCGACAACGACAAAUGGAAUCUAAUCCUAUUGGAAUUUGAUUUAGAUCCACCUAGAUUAUAGUCAUUAUAAUUUUUUUUAUGGUUUUCUUUUUUGAAUUGUUUGAGACGGAAGGAAAUGUUUGCUGCCAGCUUUGGGCCACUCUUUGAUUAUUUUUGUUACUGUUUAAAGUUGAUUUGAUUACCGAUCCACUGCCAAAAUAGCUAAAGAAUGUUCAAAAUAUUGGGUCAGAACUCAGAAAACACACAAAAAUGUAAUGCUAGAACGACAAAAUGCAAAAAACGCAACUGAAUACAGGUUUUUAUUGUGCAAUGGCAGUUAAUGGUUGCAAAGAGAAGAGUAUAAAUUAACCUAAUAAUUGGCACAGUAUUAGAAGAUUUAACUGAAAGCGUAUGUAAAAAUCUUUGCUGAAAGAAAACGUAUUAAAUAAUGUAUAUUCAAUCAGAAGUUGAACACUGUUUAGAUGUAUCCCGUGUAUAUUUUCGAAAAAUAUACAUAAUCGUACGUGCGUGCAUAUGUUGGAGGUAAAAGUAAACCACUCACACAAAUUAUGUUAUGCAUACAAAAAAUACUUGAGGUAUACCACACAAAAUUAAAGAAAUUUAGUAAUAAUACACCUAAUAAUAAUAAUAUCCAUACACUAGACGAAACUUCAUGACUAAGGAAUACACACACACACAUAUACAUGCAUUCAUAAAAAACAUAAGGUUUAAGUAUUAAAAGCUACACGAAAUCAAAAUCGAGUUGAACGCAAACUAAAUCUCAUGCAUUCGAGCAUUGCAGACUUGCAUACAUAUAUUACGAUUAGACUAAAAUGGAACAAAAUGUAAAGUAUAUAAUGCCCAAAUAAAUGUUUCGAAGAGCA